AUGGUAUCCUUUUCCGGCGAACCACCCAAAAUUGCCACAAGCUCAAUUACGCUUACUGAAGAUGAAGAACGUCUUCGGAGCUUACUUGUGCGCACCGCGGAUUAUCUAACCAAACGCAAUCCUGAAUCAGAGCCUGUCAUCAUCCGAUUCGCCGGAGGCUGGGUCCGUGACAAGCUUUUAGGCCACGGUAGCAACGACAUUGACGUCGCUGUCAAUUCUCUAUCCGGCUUCGAUUUCGCCAGUAAUGUCCAGCGGAACCUCAAUAGCAGGCCCAACAGCCCAAACAGCAGGCCUCCCAGCCCAACGGGGCGGCCCAUUAAAUCUAUUCACAAAAUCAAGGCCAAUCCCGCACUAUCAAAACAUCUCGAAACUGCCACCACGACAAUCUAUGGUUUGGAAUUGGAUUUUGUAAAUCUGAGAAGUGAGGAGUAUACGAAUAACUCAAGGAUUCCGACCGUUAAGUUCGGAACGCCGGAGGAGGAUGCGUUGAGAAGAGAUUGCACUAUCAACACCCUCUUUUACAACCUACAUACGAAACAAGUCGAGGACUACACCCACCGUGGUCUCGAUGAUCUCAGAUCAAAGGUUAUUCGCACCCCGUUGGCGCCGUUUGAGACCUUCUGUGACGACCCACUCCGCGUGCUCCGUUGUAUCCGCUUCGCCUCGCGACUUGGCUUCGAAAUCCACAUGGACGCGAAGCAGGCCAUGAUGGAGCCCUUGAUUAAGGAGGCCCUGAAAGUCAAGAUCUCGAGGGAACGCAUCGGUGUCGAAGUUGACAAGAUGCUUAAGGGACCCGAUCCGUACGGCGCACUCGAACUCAUCCAUUCUGUCGGUCUAUACGACUCAGUCUUCUCUUCCCCCGUCGUUGAACGUCAUCAUCCCUCCGAAACGGUGUUGAGAGCAGCUCAGACAUUGUCGGUGCUCACGAACCACCUUCCAAGUGUCCUUGUUCCCUCGAAUACCCAGGAAAAGCGCAAGGCGUACUUGCUGUGCAGUCUCUACCCUUACGAAUCCCGCUUCAUCGCGGAGAAAAGUAAGAGCAAGCCAGUCCAAGCGGCGUCCAUCGUCAUCCGUGAUGCCCUCAAAUUUCCCAACUCAGACGCCGAUGACGUUGGGCAUGUCUUUGCUUGUCUCGAGAAAGUCGGGGUGGAGAUUGAGGCGCUGGAAAACGCAGGCAGGGAUCGUGUUAGGACUGGUUUAUUCGUGAAGGAGCUGGGGCCGCAAUGGCCGACGAUCCUGAGAACUUGGUUGAUUCAUCAGAUCAUCUCCACCACCCCUGUAGUAAGCCCCUCGAUGCACAGACUCCAGUCCAUCAUUACCAAAACCCCAGCGCUUGGGGAGGCUGUGCGCGCCUUAGUGUCGUCAACUCGCUCCCUCGUCGCAGCCAUCGAAGAGGAUAACCUGUCGUCUGUGCAUUCGCUCAAACCCAUCGUGAAUGGCAAGGAGAUCGCUAAUGCACUUGGGAUUAAGCCGGGACCGGGGAUGAGGGUGUUGACAGAUAACGUUUUCAAGUGGCAAUUGGCGAAUCCGGAGGGCAAGGGGGAGGAAUGUUUGGAGUGGUUGAAGGAAAAUCAGGAAGAGCAUAGCGUACCAGUACGCAGAUAA
Molecule: messenger RNA, 1605 nt
Organism: Saitoella complicata NRRL Y-17804
Lineage: Eukaryota; Fungi; Ascomycota; Saitoellomycetes; Saitoellales; Saitoellaceae
Exons: 1
Coding region: 1-1605 (534 amino acids)
Biological process (GO): tRNA 3'-terminal CCA addition
Molecular function (GO): RNA binding; ATP:3'-cytidine-cytidine-tRNA adenylyltransferase activity
Source: RefSeq, a predicted model, not a curated record